Molecule: messenger RNA, 1120 nt
Organism: Desarmillaria tabescens
Lineage: Eukaryota; Fungi; Basidiomycota; Agaricomycetes; Agaricales; Physalacriaceae
Exons: 9
Coding region: 161-1120 (319 amino acids)
Molecular function (GO): protein binding
Source: RefSeq, a predicted model, not a curated record
AUAAACUUUUUUCUCCAUCAACAGCUCUUUGAUCCUGCCCUCAUGAGGUCCUGCACCAGCCUGCCACCAGCCUGAUGCGUCAAUCCGAUUCGUUCGGUACCUUGUUUCUUGCCUACCACCGCCAUUAUAUAUCCAUCCCCCAAUGUCUGACUAGCCUGCCAUGGACCAGAACACUCCUUGUUAUUCCUUUAUCGGCAUAGUCGAUUUCUCCCAAGAAGCAAAGUGGCUCUACAUGACCGACUCUGUCGUCGAGCUCUUGGGAUACGAACCACACGAACUCUAUGGCCACCCCUCGCUCGAACUCGUACAUCCAGACGAAGUGAACCGAGUUCGCAAACUGCACCACGACACAAUCAAGGCAGACAAGGCUGCGGUCCUCGUCUACCUUCGUAUGAAGCACAAAGAUCCUUACAAAGGCUAUGUUUUAUGUGGUGUAUCACGCACAGUCGUCCAUAACGUCCUCGUCGGAAGCGUCUCCUUUGCGUCUCCGGGCGCCAAAGCCCUUCACAACGCAUCUACAGCUCAAGAAAUAACUGUCAUAAGCCCCGCAGCAGAGAACUUUCAAUUCCGCGUACGUCCCGGUCUCUUAAUCUCCGAUGGAAUGACCCUUCUCCAAUGCCGCCUUCCCCGCCCCCAUUCUCCACCCCGCCCCCAACUCCCGCCGACCCGAUAUCCUACGAACACCUCCCGUCCCAGUCCUUCCGCACAGCCCUCAUCCUCAACCGCUUCUCCCUCCGCUUGCACCAUCCAAUACUGCUCCAAUGACCUCCUCAUAGAGAGCACCGAAGCUAUCGGCAGGAGCUUCUUUGACUACGUCGCUCGGAAAGACGAAGCGAUCGUCACCAGCUGGAUCGACGUUAUCAAGACCUGGGGCGUCAACGAACGUGGUCAGCCGAGCGACGGCGGGUUUGGAUUCGGUAAAUUCGCACUAUUGACAGAAGCCAGGGAAUCCGAACAUCAUAAACACGGAACCAACAAGUCUCGCUCCUCCAAACGGAGCAGCCAAACACCGAGAAAGUCCUCACACCAACCAGAAGCGCUCCAGGGGACAAUCGCAGUAGACGCUAUUUUCUCUGCUCAUUCAGAUGGUUUGAUGGUCAUUCUCAGGAGGGCGUCGUAA